Molecule: messenger RNA, 3281 nt
Organism: Ilex paraguariensis (yerba mate)
Lineage: Eukaryota; Viridiplantae; Streptophyta; Magnoliopsida; Aquifoliales; Aquifoliaceae
Source: the annotation of a GenBank genome assembly
AUGGGGCAGCUUCCAUCGCAGGACAUUUUGGCACUGCUUGAGUUCAAGAAAGGAAUUAAGCAUGACCCGACCGGUUAUGUGCUUGAUUCAUGGAAUGAGGAGUCUAUAGACUUCAAUGGGUGUCCUUCUUCAUGGAAUGGGAUAAUGUGCAAUGGUGGUAAUGUUGCUGGCGUUGUUCUGGAUAACCUUGGAUUAUCCGCCGAUGUGGAUUUGGGUGUAUUUUUGAACCUCACCAAGCUUGUGAAGCUCUCUAUGUCAAACAAUUCUAUAACUGGGAAAGUUCCCUACAAUAUAGGUGACUUCAAAAGCCUUGAAUAUCUUGAUAUUUCUGACAAUCUGUUCUUCUCGUCCUUACCUCCACAAAUUGGGAAUUUGGGGAGAUUACAGAACCUUUCAUUAGCUGGGAACAACUUCUCGGGCUCAAUUCCUGACACCGUUUCAGGGCUUGCCUCAAUUCAAUCUUUGGAUUUGAGUCGAAACUCCUUUUCUGGGCCACUGUCACCAGCAUUGACGAAAUUGACAAAUAUGGUAUUGCUUAAUCUCUCCCUUAAUGGAUUUACAAAGGGAAUACCAAAAGGGUUUGAGCUGAUGGCAAAUCUUGAGGUGCUUGACUUGCAUGGCAAUAAGUUUGAUGGUAAUCUAGAUGCUGAGUUCUUGCUGCUUACAACUGCAACUCAUGUUGAUUUCAGUGGGAAUUUGUUAACAUGUUCUCCUUCACAGCAGCAAAAAUCUCUGUUUGGUAUUUCAGAAACUAUUAAUUACUUAAAUCUUAGUGGCAAUCUGCUUGCAGGAUCGCUUCUAAGUGGGGUUGAGCCACAGGUGUUUGAGAAUUUGAAGGUGUUGGAUUUGAGCUACAAUCAGCUUUCUGGAGAAUUACCUGCAUUCAAUUUUGUGUAUGAGCUUCUGGUCCUCAAACUCAGCAACAACAGGUUUUCUGGGUUUAUUCCUAAUGAUCUACUGAGGGGCGAUGCUUUGGUUCUAACUGAAUUGGAUUUAAGCAGCAACAACCUCACAGGGCCAAUAAGUAUUAUCACAUCAACAACUUUGCGCAGCAUUAAUGUUUCCUCAAAUGGACUCUCUGGUGAACUUCCACUGUUGACUGGAAGCUGUUCAGUCCUUGACCUGUCAAAAAACCAAUUCGAAGGAAAUUUAACCAGAUUGCUGAAAUGGGGAAACAUUGAGUUUCUUGAUCUCAGCCAAAACCGUUUUACUGGGCCCAUUCCUGAGGUCACUGCACAGUUUUUGCGUUUAAAUCACCUCAACCUCUCUCAUAAUUCGUUUAGUGGUUUUCUCCCGAAGGUUAUUGCUCAGUUUCCUAAACUCACAGUUCUUGAUCUCAGUUUCAACCAAUUGGGUGGUCCUCUUCUAACUACUCUACUAACAUUGUCCACAUUGCAAGAACUUCACCUUGAGAACAAUAUGCUUGUUGGAAGUGUUGAGUUCUCUCCUCCUUCCUCCAGUGAACCUGAGCUUCGUGUUCUUGAUCUUUGUCAUAAUCGGUUUAAUGGGUAUUUUCCUGAUGGAUUCAGGUCAUUGACUGCACUUCAAGUGCUCAGUCUUGCGGGGAAUAAUUUUUCAGGCUCUCUCCCUACUUCAAUGGGUGACAUCAACUCCUUAAGUUCAUUAGAUAUCUCCCAGAAUCAUUUCACUGGUCCACUGCCAAAGAACUUACCCAACAGUCUUCAAAGCUUUAAUGCAUCAUACAAUGAUCUCUCUGGUGUUGUCCCAGAGAAUUUGAGAAAGUUUCCACUAUCUUCUUUCUACCCUGGAAAUUCUGAAUUACAAUUUCCAAAUGCCCCUCCUGGAUCAAGCAAUGUUCCAGCCAGGAAUCCAAAUAGGAAACCAAUCAAAACUAUUGUGAAAGUAAUAGUGAUAAUUAUUUGUGUGGUCACUGUGGUUAUUCUGAUACUUCUUGCGGUCUUCAUUCAUUACAUACGCAUAUCAAGGAGACCUCUUCCACAACAUGUUACAAGUAAAGAUUUUCGGCGGCAAGCCCCAUCGAAUCCUUCUGGCUUUGCUGGUAGAGACAGUGCUGGUGGUUUGGUAGUUUCAGCUCAGGAUCUUAUGGCUUCAAGGAAAGGAUCAUCAUCUGAGAUAAUUAGUCCUGAUGAGAAGAUAGCAGCAAUAACCGGAUUCUCUCCAUCCAAGAAUAGCCAUUUCUCUUGGUCACCAGAGUCUGGAGAUUCAUAUACUGCAGAAAACCUCGCCAGGCUGGAUGUCAGGUCACCAGAUCGAUUGGCUGGUGAGUUGUACUUUCUUGAUGACACUAUUUCAUUUACACCUGAGGAACUAUCAAGGGCCCCAGCUGAAGUCCUAGGGAGGAGCAGCCAUGGGACUUCUUACAGGGCGACACUGGAUAAUGGUGUGUUCUUGACUGUGAAGUGGUUGAGAGAAGGGGUGGCAAAACAAAGAAAGGAUUUUGCUAAGGAGGCUAAAAAAUUUGCAAACAUCAGACACCCAAAUGUUGUAGGGUUGAGAGGGUACUAUUGGGGGCCCACCCAGCAUGAGAAGCUCAUUCUCUCAGAUUACAUAUCUCCUGGAAGUCUUGCAAGUUUCCUCUAUGAUCGUCCUGGAAGAAAAGGUCCACCACUAACCUGGGCCCAGAGGCUCAAAAUAGCAGUUGAUGUUGCACGUGGCCUGAAUUAUCUCCAUUUUGACCGUGCCGUUCCUCACGGUAACCUCAAAGCAACCAAUAUACUGUUAGAUGGGCCUGAUCUUAAUGCGCGUAUUGCUGACUACUGCCUCCACCGCCUCAUGACGCAAUCGGGCACCAUUGAGCAGAUUCUUGAUGCUGGUGUGCUGGGUUAUCGUGCUCCAGAGUUGGCUGCUUCCAAGAAACCACUGCCCUCCUUCAAGUCAGAUGUUUAUGCCUUCGGAGUCAUUCUGUUGGAACUCCUAACAGGAAAGUGCGCUGGUGAUGUCGUUUCUGGUGAAGAUGGAGGGGUUGAUUUGACAGAUUGGGUGAGGCUGAGGGUGGCAGAAGGCCAUGGGUCGGAUUGUUGUGAUGCUGCAUUGAUGCCUGAGGUCGGGAUUCCAGCCACAGAAAAGGGAAUGAAGGAGGUCCUUGGUAUUGCUCUACGAUGUAUACGCUCUGUAUCUGAGAGGCCAGGCAUCAAAACCAUAUAUGAGGAUCUUUCAUCUAUAUAAAUCUGUUAGUUUCAUCUUGCUGAACUUAGAUCUGAGGUUUCAAAUAGCUCAUUGGCCUCCCUUUUUUGAGUAGUUCAGUUUGUCAUCUUAGUGUAAAUGAGCAAAUUUGAUUGACCAUGGUUGUAAAGUUUGGG